Dacryopinax primogenitus is the source of this 2117-nucleotide messenger RNA. RefSeq lists its product as uncharacterized. Bases 1 to 2031 code for a protein of 676 amino acids. NCBI's taxonomy places the organism in Eukaryota, Fungi, Basidiomycota, Dacrymycetes, Dacrymycetales, Dacrymycetaceae. The transcript has 4 exons. The record is from RefSeq and is a predicted model, not a curated record.
AUGAAUCCCUCUUCUGGAAGUGGUGGUCCUAAACUAUUCGAUAAUAGUAACGGCGGCAUCACGAACAUCAACUAUUUGGCGCUGGAGAAGCGUUUGCGAACACAGGAAGCCCGAUUGGUCAAACUUGAAGAACGUCAGUCUGAACAACUGCGAUGGAUACUGGAACUUCAGCAGCUACAAGCAGAGCUAUCAGCUUUGGUUAUGUUUCAAAACGAUCCUGAGCUCGGGACGAGGUACAAGAAGGCAGAGCUUCAGUUUCGAGAUAUGUUCAAUAAUCUGGUGCAAUAUGCUUUGCAACCUCAAUCAUCGUCACCUCUCGCUCAACCCGCGCCCUCAAAUGCUGUCGGCACUUCUUCCGCCCUGCAGCACACCACGCAACAACAACAACCGAAAACCUCUCCUGUACUCGCUGCUGCAACUCUACCUGGCGCUGCCAUUGCUACAGCGAAUUCAUCAACAAGCGACCAACGGCGUCCGCUGUUCUCAACUCACAGAGACGGACCAUUGCCAACGCCAAGCUCGAGCGGGGGUCAGAGUUCAAAUAUUACAUUCUUGCUGUCGGAUAAUGACUCGGUGGAUUCUGGAUUCAAUAAUACAUGGAGUCUUUCGGGACCGUCGGACGUGAACAGGGGCCGGGAGCCGGAGAAACACACGCAGAGAGGUGGAAUGCAAGGCGGCAGACAGGAGACGGAGAAUAACGAGUCGGGGAGACAUCGAGAGACGGAGCGGUCAAGGGUGAACGACAGGACUAGGGAGAACACGAGAUCAAACGAAACACGCAGGGACUAUGCUGGUCUCCCGAACGCGAAACGUUUACCGCCAAAGCCUUUCAAUCAGUAUGAUAACUCGCCGAAGGGGAAGAAGCGUGUACGGGGUCCCACACAUGGAUUUUCUGAGGACGAAGAAGAUGAGGAAGAGGAGGAAACAAUAUCUGAGCAACGAGCGCGGGGCGGCGCGAGAAGGACCGAGAAGCGCGCACGGCGAUCUGCCCCCGAAGAUGACGAGGAGAGCGAGCAAGAGCGCGGCCGGCCAUUGAAGGCAAGAGACAAAAAAAGACGACGGACGCGUUCCAUUGCGAGAUCUACAAGUCGGAGGCGCCCCCACUUCGAAUCUGAUAUGGACUCGGACGGCGAGACUGCGGAGGACGAGAGCAGUGAAGGAGAAGACCGGGACGAAGAGGAUGAAGGAGUGGGAAAAAACGCCCCCAAACAGAAACAAACGGAGAAACGAACCGAGAGAAACUCGAAAGGCCGCAAGAAGAAGACCAUCAAACCCAUCUCCGAUCUUUUGACACGCAAUCGUAAAGGACACUUCAUCAACCGAGACCGGGCGGCGCACAACGAGAAACGGAGGUUGCAGAUGAGGAGACAAAGAGAGGCAGAGCUGGAGCAGAGGGAGAAUACUGCGAAAGCAAAGCAACAAAACCAAAAGGAUGAGAAUACCUCGUUGAACACGCGGAGAAAAUCAGAGAAGGGUCGGGACGAAGCGCAUACACAAAGUGGGAGCGAUGAGGAGGAGGAUCAGGUAGAGCAAGAAGUCGUUGACGAAAUGGAAAGUGAACAACAGGACGAGUCGGAACUAACCGAACCGGAACUAACGGAACAUGAGGGUGCAGGGGAAAGGAAGUCAAAUGGGACCGAUUGGGAGCAGUUUCCUAGGAGGUCGCCACGGAAGAAAUAUGACGUGAGUUACACCAACAUAAAUCCAACCAAAUGGGACUCGGCACACGCCAAGUUCGUCACGCAGCGUGAGGCCGAAUUGUUGGCUGGGAUGGAUGAUGACGACCCCGAGGCGAAGUUCCUCCGAGACAAGCUCCAGCUCGCGGCAUUUUUGUCUAAUCCCCCAUUGAUGCUCAAUCACAAUAUUAGCUGGGAUACAUUUGCUGAGAAGAAUACUGCAAGGGGUAAACGCGCCUGGCAGAACGUGUAUUAUGCAAAUCGAAAGUUUAUUGAUGCGGAAGUGAAGAGGAUAAAAGCCAAUGCAGUUUCCAUAACCGAUCCCAGUGAACCUGCCGACGUGCGUUCAAUCUGAUUAGGUUCCUGUUGUUAUUUGUCAUGUGUUCCAUGUAACGACGAGUGAUCUGCUGUACGGUGACUCCCGAAGGAAUGUUCAUUGCC